Pseudozyma flocculosa PF-1 is the source of this 1437-nucleotide messenger RNA. RefSeq lists its product as uncharacterized. Bases 1 to 1437 code for a protein of 478 amino acids. Gene Ontology annotation, molecular function: ubiquitin protein ligase activity; protein binding. Gene Ontology annotation, biological process: proteasome-mediated ubiquitin-dependent protein catabolic process. Lineage: Eukaryota; Fungi; Basidiomycota; Ustilaginomycetes; Ustilaginales; Ustilaginaceae. The record is from RefSeq and is a predicted model, not a curated record. The transcript is spliced from 3 exons. Gene Ontology annotation, cellular component: cytoplasm; GID complex; nucleus.
AUGGACGCCCUGCAAAAGAGCCUCGACCAGCUCAACAAGCGGGCACCCGGCCUGCAUUCGGCCUCGUCCAGUGCGCGCGCCGCCGCCGCCAACCCGACCGUCCACGACUCCAUCGACCGCCUGAUCGCCCAGAUCGAGCGCGCCAAGGCCAGCCUGGCCGCGCCGUCCUCUGAUACCCCUGCGGAUCCUGCCGUCCUGGUGGCCGAGCUGAAGUCGCUCGUCGACUCGUCGCAGCGCAGCGUGGCAGAGAGGCAGAAGGAGUUCUACGGCGGCCUCAGCAAGGCCUUCAAGGCCCUCGACAAAAAGUUCCCCACCAACCUCGACGGCGUGGCCGACCCGGCCCUCUUUUCGAGCCCCAAGGCGCAAAAGGCGCUCGAGCGCGUCAUCCUCGAGCACCUGCUGCGCCAGGGCGACUGGGACGGCGCAAAGACGUUCGCCGACGAGGCGGCGCUGCCCGUCGAUCCGGGCGUCUCGUCAACCUUUACGGAUCUGCACGCCAUCCUCGACAGCAUCAGGGCGGGCGACCUGUCUCCGGCGAUAGAGUGGGCCGAGCGAGAGAGGCCGUUCCUCGAGAGCCGCCAGAGCCCCCUUGAGUUUGCGCUCCACCGCAGCCAGUUCAUCCGCAUCGCCACCGGGGCCUCGCCGUCGCCGCUGAGGGGAACCGCCUUUCAACCGCAGCGGGCGUCGUCGGCGGCGGCCAACCUGGACCCGGACGGCGAAAACGUCGAGAUGGAGCCUAUCGCGGGCGCCGACGGGGCCAGCGGCUGCCCUGGCCUGUCGGUGCAGGAGCGCGAGCUGUCGCAGUCCAACACCGGCUGCGCCCUCGCCUACCUCCGCCAGCGCUUCCAGCCGUUCCUGCUCGACCGUCUGGCCGAGAUCAAGCGGAUGGUGGCGCUGCUCGCCUACUGCCCGCGCUUCCCGCCGAUGGCUUACGACGACGUCCCCAUGGACGCAUGGACCUACGAGCACUUUGCGUCGCACGUGCCUGCCCUCUACCGCCCGCUGCUCGAUCCGCAGCUGGUCCACGGUCCCUUUUUGGAACCGCUGUUCCGCCUCGAGUACUGCGCCCGGCACCGCGUGGCAAAGGAGGCGCCGCUGGCCAUCGGCGUCGAGAUUGGCGCGGGCGGCGCCCUGAGCCACAUCAUCAAGGUCAAGACGCUGAUGAAGGAGAGGAAAAACGAGUGGAGCCAGGCCGACGAGCUGCCCGUCGAGAUCCCGGUCCCGCCGCAGCUGCGGUUCCACAGCGUGUUUGCGUGCCCCGUCAGCAAGGAGCAGGGGACCGAGACCAACCCGCCGAUGAUGCUGGCGUGCGGCCAUGUGCUCUGCCUCGACACGCUCUGCAGGAUGGCAAAGGGCAACAGCAUCAACAGCCGCUUCAAGUGCUCCUAUUGCCCCACCGAGUCCACACUGAACCAGGCCAUACGGGUCUACUUUUGA